AUGGCCUCUGUGGAAUUCCCAUCACCUAUCGGCGGUGCUGCCCUCCCUGAAGACUUCGCACCCUCUGUGUUAUUUGCAGUCCUAUAUGGCCUGCUCGUUCCUCUGGUAGUCUAUCGGCUGUAUGACAGGAGGUCAAGGACGACACUCCUCAUUGGGACAAUCAUUUUCGCCGUUGAGCGAAUCGCGAUUUUUGCACUUCGGGCAAACCAGGCCAGAAAUGAAAAGAAGAGACUCUCUGGCGGAAUGGCGAACUACAUGCAACUCAGCUUCGGGUCGGGCUACAUCACCAUCGCGAGCGAUUUGAUCAGCCUCCUCCGGUGCUUGCUCAUAAACGCUAGCUAUGGUUAUGAGCGCUAUCCCGAAUCAAGUGCAGCAGCUACCAAGGGAUGUCACAUUCCACCUCCACAGGAAGGAGAUCCCGACUACCCUCGCCAACGAUUUUGGGCGCGCCGGUUUACUGGGUUCGCCGGGUUCGCCUUCCUUGCAGCCACCGUUCCCGGUAUCAUCGCCCAUAGUACAUACAAGAAAGGAUUUACGAGCGAGAGACAUGCGCAGAGAACUUUUGUAUACAGAUACGUGAGCGCUGCUGUGGGUUUGUUCUUGAUGAACGCAGUUAUCCUGCUGGUAGCGGCAUGGUCUUGGUGGAAGCAGCCUCGCGUGGCUAAACGUGGCUUGCUCAUGCUCUGUGUAAUCGCCACGCUAACAGGUACCGUGGCCGUGUACCGCAUGGCAGUAAUGAACAACUACACAGUGGCCCUUGAUUCCACAGCACCAGGAUCACAGAACAGUAAAGGGUCCAAGGUGGCAUUUUACAUGCUCCACGUCGCGCCCGAAUGGCUGGCAAAUGCGAUCCUGCUCUGCAUCAAUGUUCGUAAGAUAUUUGGAACUGGUUUCUCUGGAGAUUGGCGUUGGCGUGACGAGACGCCAAAGGAGAAAGAAGCUCGAGAGAAGCGCGCGGCGAAACGGGCGGCACGCAGGCGUGAGCGGGAGGAAAAGGACGGUGGAGAACAGAUUCAGCUCGUUACUCGGAACCUGAUAUGA
This is a messenger RNA of Coprinopsis cinerea okayama7#130, 1041 nucleotides long. RefSeq lists its product as hypothetical. The transcript is spliced from 4 exons. NCBI's taxonomy places the organism in Eukaryota, Fungi, Basidiomycota, Agaricomycetes, Agaricales, Psathyrellaceae. The record is from RefSeq and is a predicted model, not a curated record. The coding region runs from base 1 to 1041 and encodes 346 amino acids.